Molecule: messenger RNA, 2952 nt
Organism: Megachile rotundata (alfalfa leafcutting bee)
Lineage: Eukaryota; Metazoa; Arthropoda; Insecta; Hymenoptera; Megachilidae
Gene: Ca-alpha1T
Product: Ca[2+]-channel protein alpha[[1]] subunit T
Biological process (GO): membrane depolarization during action potential; calcium ion transmembrane transport; calcium ion import
Cellular component (GO): voltage-gated sodium channel complex; voltage-gated calcium channel complex; plasma membrane
Molecular function (GO): low voltage-gated calcium channel activity; voltage-gated sodium channel activity
Source: RefSeq, a predicted model, not a curated record
GUCGACGACCAAUGUGUAACAAACCGCUGUAAAAUCUUACAAAUGUUCGACGACAUCAUUUUUGCCUUCUUCUCCUUGGAAAUGACAAUCAAAAUGGUCGCGAUGGGGAUAUACGGAAAGGGGACCUACCUCGCUGACUCGUGGAACAGGUUGGACUUCUUUAUUGUGGCUGCUGGCGCUCUCGAGUACUGCUUGAACGUGGAAAAUAUGAAUUUAUCGGCGAUAAGGACAAUACGAGUCCUGAGACCUUUACGUGCCAUCAACAGAAUUCCAAGUAUGCGGAUAUUAGUGAUGCUUUUACUCGACACUCUUCCUAUGCUGGGCAAUGUGCUGCUGCUGUGCUUCUUCGUCUUCUUUAUAUUCGGUAUCGUCGGCGUGCAAUUGUGGGAGGGCAUCUUACGUCAACGGUGCUUCCUAAAGGCUCUACCCAACGUCAAAUAUCCCGACGACCUUGAGAAGUACUUCGAGUAUCAGGGUCAGGACUACAUUUGCUCUCGUCCCGACGACAACGGAAUGCACUCUUGCAGUAACUUGCCACCGCUUAAGUUUGGGAACGUGGUUUGCAACAACACCGCGUUACCGAACAACAAUACAACGUUUAUCACCAACGACACCUGCGUUAAUUGGAAUUACUACUAUACGGAGUGCAAAGGUCAGGGCAACAAUCCUUUCCAAGGGACAAUAUCGUUCGAUAAUAUUGGCCUUGCCUGGGUCGCAAUAUUUCUCGUAAUCAGUCUUGAAGGAUGGACAGACAUAAUGUACUACGUGCAGGAUGCUCAUUCUUUCUGGGACUGGAUAUAUUUUGUUCUUCUAAUUGUGAUCGGUUCCUUCUUCAUGAUCAACCUCUGCUUAGUCGUAAUAGCAACACAGUUCUCAGAGACGAAGAAACGCGAAAUGGAACGAAUGCGACUGGAACGUGCUCGUUUUCAUUCCACAUCAACCCUUGCGUCAUCGACGAAUACUUCCGAACCAACCACGUGUUACGCAGAAAUUGUCAAAUAUAUCGCACACUUAUGGCGGAGGGGUAAGAGAAGACUAAUGAAGAGGUAUCGAGUGUAUUUGUACAAAAGGCAGCAAAAACGCGAGCAAAAUUUACUUAAGGAACAGAGACCCGGCCAUCCGUUUCGUGGGGGUGUGAGCGGCGCAGAUUCCAAUCGAUCAGAUAGGAGGCUGCACUACGGACGCUGUCCCCGUCUGUUGGCAGCCCUGGAAUACGCGGAACAACAACAACAGGGUAUCGGUAGCGGCGAUGGCUCGUUGGCAGAUUUCACGGCCAAUAGUCCUCCAUCGCAGGGUGCAAUUCUGGGUACCGCAGUUAGCAAUAAUGGGAGCAACGGAAAUUUAGCGGUUGCACCCCGCGCCAGUCCUGAAAUUUCCGAGGCAGAUGUUUCUUCGAAUGUCUGCCAUCGUUUAGGUCUGCAUAGAACUUCCUCCGCGUCCUGCAAUGGCAGCGACAACGUCGUCUCUAACGCUACCGAAGCCAGCAUACAGACAAACAACGCGCUGCUAAGUCCGCCUUGUACGCAUUAUCGUAGAAGAAGUAGCGUGAUGUUCAACGAUGUGGUGUUGUUGCACGGUAGCAAUAGCGUGGGAAACGCAUUGCAGGCAGGAUCCAUGGUGUCACCUGGCGAACGGAACGUGUGCUCGAGCGAAAAAAUGACGCAAACCGGAGACGGCAAUGUUUGGUCCAGUCCACUGCCAGAUCACAUACAGAUGCAGGCUGAGUUGGGUGGAAACGAGGCUAUGACUUGUCAAGAAUUAUUAGCACUGAGCGGUGCUUUGAGCGCUGCAUUACCGACUGGGCAGUUGGCUUUGGAUUCUUUCCUCAACUCGCUCACGAAAGGAAUAACGGACCGCCACAUCACUCUAGAAGACCGUACCCAAUGGUUGGUAACAGACGUAGACAACUGUUCGUGUUGCUGCGAACACCAAGGCACCGAUCAGUGGCCCGACGAAGGUGACAAAUGGACAAAAGUUUCUCGGACGAAAAGAGUCCUAAAAACCUGCGGAAGCCGUUGUGUCUGCGCGAUACGCUGCAUAAGACGUUCGAUCAAGAAGCUCGUUGAGCACAAAUACUUUCAACAGGGUAUUUUAUUGGCAAUUUUGAUCAAUACUUUGAGCAUGGGAAUAGAAUAUCACAACCAGCCAGAGCAAUUGACUGUGGUGGUUGAAAUAAGCAAUAUUGUAUUUUCGGCGGUCUUCGCCGUGGAAAUGUUGUUGAAGAUUAUCGCCGAGGGCCCGUUUGGUUACAUCAGCAACGGGUUCAACGUCUUUGACGGGGUCGUUGUGGUCCUCAGUGUCGUGGAAAUCUGCCAAGCCUUCGUAGAGGAGCGCAGCGGCAGCUCGGGUCUGAGCGUCCUGAGGACGUUCCGUCUGCUGAGGAUCCUAAAGCUGGUGCGCUUUUUACCGAACCUGCGUCGCCAGCUGUUCGUGAUGCUGCGUACCAUGGAUAACGUUGCCGUAUUCUUUUCCCUUUUAGUACUUUUCAUCUUUAUAUUCAGUAUUCUCGGGAUGAACCUGUUUGGUUGCAAAUUCUGUGAAACGAUGAAAGGCAGCUCUGACGUCGAGUGUGAUAGGAAAAACUUUGACUCGUUACUCUGGGCUAUUGUGACGGUGUUUCAGAUUUUAACGCAGGAAGAUUGGAACGUUGUGCUGUUCAAUGGUAUGCAGAAGACGUCGCAUUGGGCGGCUCUUUAUUUCGUCGCGCUGAUGACUUUUGGGAAUUAUGUGCUGUUCAAUCUGCUCGUCGCCAUUCUUGUCGAAGGAUUUUCUUCGGAGAGAAACGAAAGAAGAGAAAGAGAACAAAGAGAAAUGGCGAAGCUUGCUGCGAAGGAGGCUGGAAUGGGCAGCGACGAUGGAUCGUCCAGAAUAUCAAGGUCCCAUUCGAUCACGGAUAGCGAUACUUGUACUCAGAUACACACAUGUAGUCCAUACAUAACACCUUUAAAUUAG